Molecule: messenger RNA, 1353 nt
Organism: Trichoderma atroviride IMI 206040
Lineage: Eukaryota; Fungi; Ascomycota; Sordariomycetes; Hypocreales; Hypocreaceae
Source: RefSeq, a predicted model, not a curated record
AUGCCUCGAGCACUGAAUAACGCAGGUGAUGAAGCCGCCCCCGUCUGCGGCCAAUGCAAGAAAUCGGGAAGAUACUGUGCGCGUCUUCGAAAAUCGUCCAGGUUUCUAGCCUAUUCUUAUCAACCAGGGACGGGAAAUCUUUCUAAAGAAGCCGCUGAAAAAAAGAAAUUCCCCCCUCCCGAAAAUCCGCGAGAUGCACUCCAGUCACCAGAUGUGGCCUGGUACUUCCUCAACUACAUCGCAGAGCCUGCAAAGUGGUAUGACCUCGGCGAUGCCUCACGUCUGUUUGCCACAAGGGUACCUGAGCUUGCUCUAGAUGAACCGCUCCUCUUCAGUGCCAUUAUUGCCUUGUCUGCAGAGCACGUGAGCCAAACAACGAAAUCUAAGCCUGCAAAGGCAGUAGCUGAGUUCUAUCAUGGGCAAUGCGUCCAUCGCCUGAUUCUAUUGGACGAAAAGAUUGAGUUGUUGAGAAACGGGGUUGCAUUAGCGGCCGUAUGUUUAUUACGAUCGUACGAGAUCCUCAAUGAGGAUAUCGAUCCCAACAGGCAUCUUCAAGGCGCAUACUCAUUGGCAUCAUGUGAAGACUCCAUUGCAGCGAGCCCCCCUGGAAGCCUCCUCGCUGCCGGGUUCUGGAACUAUCUCCGCGAGGAUAUUACUUUUAGCUUAUUUGAAAGCUGUCCACUAAAAAUGGACGUGACAAUGGCGUCCGCUCCCAGUCUGACGGGCAACCAAGACCAGCUCCACUCCAUUACACUCAUCCUUGGUCAAGUUAUCAACAAGGCCUUCAGCUAUCAAGUCUCGGAACCUGAUUGGGAGAGACUACUCUCCAUGGUUAAAACUUGGCUCAAAAACGUCCCAUCAAACAUCAAGCCAUUCUCAAGAAGCCAACGUGUGGCUGUAUCAGCAGUUGGCGAACUACCACACUUUUGGUUUCUACAAGAUUUUCACGCUUCUGCAAGGCAGUAUGCCCUCCUCGCACUCAAUAUACUUACCGCAUUUGCACCCCUGAAUCAGCUCCCAAUGCUGCCAGAGAUUUGCGAUGGCAGCGAUAAGAUCAUCGGCGAUGUGAAAAAGGAGGAUUUGUUGGAAGCUUUCGCUCUCGAGAUCUGCGGAAUUGCAUUCACAGCGAAUAUUCCGUCUGUCCUCGUGAACUCUUUCGGCCCUAUUGCAUAUUGCGGCAAGUUCAUACGGUCCGAGGCCACUAGACAAGAAGUCAUUCGUCGCCUAUCCGCGUGCAAACGGUCUGUGGGAUGGCCCGUUGAACGCUUAAUUUCCAGUCUAAAGGACUCCUGGGCCGCGGAAUUCGAAUCUCCGAGUUUUUCUGGGGAAGCGGACACUGGGUCUGGAUCUUAA